Molecule: messenger RNA, 1196 nt
Organism: Lactuca virosa
Lineage: Eukaryota; Viridiplantae; Streptophyta; Magnoliopsida; Asterales; Asteraceae
Source: the annotation of a GenBank genome assembly
CUCACUUUCUCUCUCUCUAUAACCACUCUCUCCCUCACACAGUCGCAACCUGGACUCCACCGCUCUCCUCCAUCUUCUCUCUAAAUCUCUCUUCCGUAACAGCCGUCGGAGUUAAUGUGACGACCACAGCCAUGUCAGAGAGCUUGGAGAACGAUUACAAGCUCUGUGAAGAGCUCGGCCGAGGUCAGUUCGGGAUCAUAUAUCGUUGUUUUUCACUAACUUCUGGUGAAGCUUUUGCAUGUAAAUCGAUUGACAAGCGUCUCCUCUCUGACUCCACGGAUCGGGAAUGCAUCAACAAAGAGCCGAAAGUCCUCCGCGUCCUCGCCGGAAACGCUCAUGUGAUUCAGAUUCAUCGUCUCUACGAAGACGAGAACUGGAUCCAUAUGGUGGUUGAUCUUUGUGAUGGUCCGGAUCUCUACGAUCGCAUCUCAAAACGCGGUGGUGCGUUUUCAGAGUCUGAAGCGGUUUCGAUUUUCACUCAGUUGAUUGAAGCGAUUAGUUAUUGUCAUAGAUUAGGCAUUGCACAUCGGGACAUUAAGCCGGAUAAUGUGUUGUUUGAUUCAACCGGGAAAUUGAAGCUGGCGGACUUUGGAUCGGCGGAGUGGUUCGGGAUGAAUGAGCGUGGAACGAUGACCGGAGUAGUCGGCACGCCGUACUAUGUUGCACCGGAGGUUUUGUUGGGGAGAGAGUAUAAUGAGAAGGUCGACGUUUGGAGUGCCGGUGUAAUUCUGUACAUUUUAUUAGGCGGAGUUCCUCCAUUUUAUGGUGAAACGUCGGUGGAGACAUUUGAGGCUGUUUUGCGAGGGAAUUUAAGGUUUCCGGCGAGAAUUUUCAGGUCAGUUUCACCGGAAGCGAAGGAUCUGUUGCGGAAAAUGCUUUGCAAGGAUGCUUCUAGGCGAUUUUCAGUCGAACAAGUUUCAAGGCAUCCAUGGGUUAUAAAUGGAGGUGCGAAUCGAUCAAGUGGCUGAUUUAAACUGAAAUAUGCUCCUUUCUUCUUCAAGCUAUAAAGAAAGCAUAAGAAGUAAGAUAAAGCUAGCUUGUAGGUGAAUAAGGUAAUGAGUUUUGUAAAUGUUUGGAGAAUAAAUAAUGACGAGAGAAGUAAACGUUGUAAAUAUGGUAAGAGAUGAGAAACUAGUCAACUAGGAGGGAGGGAUAGAACUUUGCAAUGAGUUAUGAUGAUGAGAAUGUACUUGACC